CAAUCGCAAGCGGCGGAUUCUUGCCGAUGCUCCGCCAGGCCAAGCAAGCGCUGCCACCGCGGCCCCGCGGGCUCUCGCCGCUGCAGGCGGCCUUGUACGUGAUCCAGACGCGGUCGAGGCUGCUAAGCGCAUGGCUGCUGGACGUCAUGCCAGGCUUGCCGCCGCCGCCGCUGACAGACGAAGAGAAGAAGGCUGAGGCGAAGAACCAGUUUGUUGACCUCUGGACACUGACGCUGGCGGACCACCGCAGGCUAUGGCACGAGGCGUGGAAGCAAUACAAGGGCUCGUUUGGCCCCGAGAAAACGGCGUCCAAGGAUCUCACGGUGGCGCUCACCGCCAAGGGCCACGAGGUCAAGAGCUCCGUCGACACGCAUCUCGCGACGCAUCACCCCGAGCUCAAGGCAGAGAUCGACACGUGGAGUGGCCAGGUCUCGGAGAAGCUCGUCGUCAUGCAAAGCGAGGCCAAGAAACACGCGGCCGAAAUGCAGGUCCAAGCGCAAGCACUGGACGUGGAGAGAAUCCCCGAGCACGUGGCCGACGCCGUGGCGUCCCUCAAGCAGCGCAACGUUGUCGACGUCAAGCGAGACAUGGAAGAGUGGGCCAUCGACAAGCUCCUCGUGGGGCGGCUCACCGUCAUGGGGUUUGUCGAGGGCUACCGCGCCGGCAAGGACGAGGAGAUGGCGCGGGAUACCCCGCUGCUCAAGACGCUGGCCGAACAAGCGACCGCCAAGCACAAGGAUGAGAUCGAAGCCCGAAAAGCGCAAUUCCUCAAGCUCGUCCACGAAUUUGACGCCAAAGAAAAGCUGAAAUAACAGAUGCCACAAGGCCAAAAAGUGCAAUGUUAUCAAAAGUAUCAAGGUAUCAAGACCCGAGUUAAUACGGCUUGUGG
This is a messenger RNA of Saprolegnia diclina VS20, 889 nucleotides long. RefSeq lists its product as hypothetical. The coding region runs from base 27 to 812 and encodes 261 amino acids. Lineage: Eukaryota; Oomycota; Saprolegniomycetes; Saprolegniales; Saprolegniaceae. The record is from RefSeq and is a predicted model, not a curated record. The transcript has a single exon.